UUUCCCUCAAAACAAAUACUCUUCCAUCUUCAAUUCAUCACAACAUUAACAUCCAUUAAUGGCGAGAGGCGGAGGUGGAGGUAAGCUAACGAAGCUCAAGUCCGUGUUAAAGAAGUGGCACUCCUUCGGAAAACCUUCAGCGCGUAGCACCGGUGGCAAUGCUAUUGCCGCCGACCCAAGACAUUGCCACGCUGUGUACGUCGGAAAAUCCCGCCGGCGUUACCAUAUAACCUCAGAGGUGGCGGAGCAUCCCGUGUUUCAGGAGCUGGUGGAACGUUCCGGCGACGGGGAGACGGUGGAUUGUGAGGUGGUUCUGUUUGAACACUUGUUAUGGAUGCUUGAAAAUGCAGACCCUCAACCGGAUUCUUUGGAGGAGUUGGUGGAUUUGUAUGCUUGCUAAUUUGAUCCGAAAUUGCUUCUUCUUCUUCUUCUUCUUGUUGCUGAUUAGUUUCUAAUUCAAACUUAUCAUACCAUUUAUAAGCUAAGAAAUCCACCUAAAUCCUAAUUGUAUUGUUUUGUAUUCUGGUUCACAUUCAUUCUUUUAUUGUAGAGAUGAAGUGAAUGGAUAUUUAGAGGCAACAAUUGUAACCAAUUUCAAAAGAAAAUGCAUGCUUCCAUAUAAAUUUGUCAUAAAAGAAUGUAUGUAUGUAUGUAUGUAUAUGGAACUAUGUAUGUAUGUGUAAUGUUUUGCUUUAAUCAAUGUUAUAUUUAGAAAACAUAUUUAGGUUUA
This is a messenger RNA of Lactuca sativa (garden lettuce), 730 nucleotides long. Its product is annotated as auxin-responsive protein SAUR76. Lineage: Eukaryota; Viridiplantae; Streptophyta; Magnoliopsida; Asterales; Asteraceae. The record is from RefSeq and is a predicted model, not a curated record. Gene Ontology annotation, biological process: response to auxin.